AUGGCGUCCCAUGAGGAUGCAAUAUUCGACAACAACAAGUACUUCUUCCCCGGAGGUACGGCCAAGUUCCGAGAGCAGGCCCAAGCCGGCCUAGAGGUUCCAGCGGAGCGGGACGAACAGGGGACACCAGGGCUGCAACCGCUGCCUAACGAGCAGAAGUUUGGCUAUCACGACGUCCAAGGAUUAUACGGAUAUUACAGCGCACCGCUUCAGGCCCCGGCUGCGUAUGCGACUGAGGAUGUGACGAUCGGUCUGCCACCGGCGCAGGCAGCGGAGCAUAGUCAGUGGUCUCAAGAGCCGGCGACUGACGACCGAAAUUGGCAGCCGCCCAUUGCGCACGACGGACAUUACUUGGACCAGCCAGUGGCUCCAUCACAGCAACAGCAACAGCAUCAACAACAGCAGCAGCAGCAGCAGCAGCAGCAACACCUACACCCAGCGCCGCAUCAGAAUAACUGGGGAUGGUCGACAACUACUGUGGCACCAAAUCAAUAUCCAGAGCAGACCUACUGGGCUCAGCCAAAUGCGUCCCACGGAAGCGUCAGCGCCCCGACGCAGUGGGGACAACAGUCAUACACCUCGCUCGAGGCAUACUCGCACUCAGACGCACGUUCGUCCAACCAUGCAGUAGAAGAGUCUCACCUCGUGCCCCCUCUACACAGCAAUCAGCUCACGGAAAGUGGGAAGCCUCCCCGCAGCAGCCGACAAGCAGAUGCGAGGAAACGGAGGUAUUGCAUUGCAGGCGGGGUCCUAGGGGUGUUGAUAAUAAUCGGUGCAGUUCUGGGAGGCGUGCUGGGGAGCGGGGUCAUACACAGUAACCCCACGGGAUCAGCAACCGUUCUACCACCGUCAGGGGAAAACAAGACAUUCGCACCCUUGAAAACGAUCCGGCAGAAUUCGAAACUGGCCGUUACUGGCUACAGAGGGGGGAAUGGCAACUACACUCUGAGGCUUUUCUUCCAAGGCCCUGACGACCACGUACGUUUCAUGGACAAGUCGAGCUCCGAUUCAGCUUGGACGGAUCCCGUAAUGCUUGACACUCUGGACUACAAGCCGAUGCCCGGAGGCUCUAUAGCAGCGGGUUCAUAUCAGGGCGUAAAACCUGACCAACUCGAGUUCUUCUAUCUGGACACAACGUCAACCAUCCGCGGCCAGGUUUUCAACUUUUGGAACGAUGGCAAGGCCCUGAAGGGCCAGGCAAGCUCUUUAGAUGGCUGGCCACUCAAAGUAGCCACGAACACUAGCAUAUCCUGCUACUUCCCCUACAUCGUCUCACAAGACGAAGACGAUCAUAUCCGGUGGACGUGGAUGAUGGGUCAGAACAAGGAUAACGAUUCACAGCCGUGGUGGGUUAAUGACACGAGCAUGAAUGUUUUGGGGUCCAAAGGAACCGACUUGACUCUGCUACCUGUCGCGCAGACGUAUGCGAAAAACGGAGGCUUCAUCUACCGCAACCAGGAGGGGAGCGUGGCGACCGCCAUCAAGGACUAUUCGGAUGAUGGAUCUGCGACUGCGAACGUGGCAUGGAAGAAGGGCUCUCUCUCUGCACAUAUACCGGUCGACUCGGCCAUCGGAGCGUUCGCAGCUGGCCGGCCGUACACAUCGGACGAUAUCAAUACGUACAUCCUCUACCAGGAUGAGAAGGGCGAGAUCCAGGUCGUCUGGCAAGAAGGCGACGAAUGGCAGGGCCCAACGACACACGACGCCCUCAGUAAUGCGGCAGUCGGCACCGAUAUAGAGUGUCUCACGCAGGCGGCGUGGGAUAACGCGCAAGUCAAGGUCUCGAGAGAGCAGGACAUGAAUCGUUGCUUCUUCCAGGAGAAGGGGACCGGGCGGCUGAAAGAGGUCUGGUACGACGGCUCCGAAUGGAAGGACCAGGGAUUCGUGCCGCUGGAUUGA
Messenger RNA from Neoarthrinium moseri, 1899 nucleotides. RefSeq lists its product as uncharacterized. NCBI's taxonomy places the organism in Eukaryota, Fungi, Ascomycota, Sordariomycetes, Amphisphaeriales, Apiosporaceae. The record is from RefSeq and is a predicted model, not a curated record. The coding region runs from base 1 to 1899 and encodes 632 amino acids. The transcript has 2 exons.